ACUUUUGAAAUAUUGCAGAGUGCAGAAUCGGAUAUUCUUUCUCCUUCUAUAAAUAUCGAGCAUCUGAAGGCGUGUGCUCACCACACUCAAACUAAACUCAUUUGCCCUAAUCCGAUUUUGUAAUAACAUUAUUAAUUCUCAUAUACAUAUAUAUAUAAGGGGCCCCUAUAUAUAAUUAUAUAUAUUCCCAUGACUUCCUCUAACCAAACAAACGCCGCCGCCAGAUUUCCUCUCGCCGUCGAAACCGGUCGGCAGUUGGAAGAAAACCAAGAAUUCGACUACUCGAAAAGAUCCCAGUGGCUGCGCGCCGCCGUUCUUGGAGCCAACGACGGCCUAGUCUCGACGGCGUCUCUGAUGAUGGGCGUCGGAGCUGUGAAACAAGACAUCAAGGCCAUGAUUCUGACGGGUUUCGCCGGACUGGUUGCCGGAGCUUGUUCAAUGGCCAUCGGAGAGUUUGUCUCCGUUUACUCACAGCUCGACAUCGAAGUGUCCCAGAUGAAGAGAGAGAAGCAAAAGGCUGCCGCCGUCGUCGGCGGCGGCGUCGACGACGGCGGUUGUGAAAAUGAGGAGGGUUUGCCUAACCCGGUUCAGGCGGCUGCAGCGUCGGCGCUUGCGUUUACAGCUGGCGCGAUGGUCCCGAUGCUAGCUGCGUCGUUUAUUAGGGAGUAUAGGGUGAGGGUUGGGGUGGUGGUGGCGGCGGUGACGGUGGCGCUGAUGGUUUUUGGGUGGUUGGGGGCGGCGUUAGGUAGGGCGCCGGUGGUGAAGUCUUCGGCUAGGGUUUUGCUUGGCGGGUGGUUUGCGAUGGCUAUAACUUUUGGUUUGACAAAGUUAAUUGGAUCCAGGGGCCUUUAGAUUUUUUAUAUUUUAUUUUUAAUAUAAUGUUUUAUAAUUUUCUCAUUUUGUAUGUAAUAAGUUGAUAUUUGGAUCAACUAGUAGUAUCAUGCAUAUCCACGUAAUAUAUUAUUAUGGGUUAAUUA
This is a messenger RNA of Erythranthe guttata (spotted monkey flower), 977 nucleotides long. RefSeq names its product vacuolar iron transporter homolog 4. The record is from RefSeq and is a predicted model, not a curated record. Gene Ontology annotation, biological process: intracellular manganese ion homeostasis. Gene Ontology annotation, molecular function: manganese ion transmembrane transporter activity. Lineage: Eukaryota; Viridiplantae; Streptophyta; Magnoliopsida; Lamiales; Phrymaceae.